Molecule: messenger RNA, 1321 nt
Organism: Phialemonium atrogriseum
Lineage: Eukaryota; Fungi; Ascomycota; Sordariomycetes; Cephalothecales; Cephalothecaceae
Exons: 5
Coding region: 344-1306 (320 amino acids)
Source: RefSeq, a predicted model, not a curated record
AAGCUGGCAAACGCUUGAAGAUAGAAAAGCCCGAAGAUUAUUGUAAGGUCUGGAACCGACGGAUAUCUACAGAGACAAGCCACUGAAGUCCGGUCUGUCUCCCCAAGUUCGUUGGAACCAAUAAGAGCCCAGAGAAUGUACGAAAAGUGGAGUCACGAACGAAUGGAAGCUUCCAACAACAUGGUAACGCAGCCUGGGUCCCUGGCUCCUGUGAGGCUGUGAUGAUCAACCUGGUUUCCAACCGUACUGGCCUCUCUUAUAUUCGUCCUCUCUCAUCUUCACCCUCCGCAAACUCGCCCAAAAAUCACGCGUUCUAUGUUCACCUCUUCCGCAUCCGAAAAGAAUGGCCGUUGUCGAUGAGCUUGGACUUGUCGUCAGUGUCUGCGUUGACGGCACGCCAGCCGCCGAGUACGAUGAUCCGGAGCCCGACGUCGCCGGACGACCGGAGUCUGGCAUCACAUCAGUCUGCGACAAAUACAUUGAAUCUGUAGACAAUUCGGAAUUCUUGUUAGCCUGGGAGGUCUUGAACUCGCGGAAAAAGAUGUAUCAGUAUCACGACCCAUACUUCGGCCUCGCUUUCUACUGCUACGUUGACGGCAUGUAUGCUGGAUCGCGGAUUGCUCGCAGCAAAGAUUUCCGAGGUGGUCGCUGGCGUAUGGAGCUCCGAGGCCUCGAGGAUUUUGACCCCAGCGACAAUUUGACCCACCUGAGACGAUUCAGAUUCGCAACUGUCGUUACAGUCGACAAUACUGAUAGUAGAACCGUCAAGGAGGACGCGGAACGUGCGAAGUACCUUGGCUUGAUCCAGGUCAAGGUAUGGCGUGUGCGUGGGACGCCGAAUGCCAAGUCCUCCCCCGUUCUCCCGACCAACCCAUCUCGGUCGGCCAAUGCCAACUUUACCUUUGCCGAGAAAGCUCUCAAGGGCCGAGCGGUCUCACAUGGAACCGGGUUCUCUCCCCGUGUCAUUACCAACCCACUGUAUGAGUACCAGUCCUAUCGUCUUGAUCAACACCCUAUCGCCAUUUUCAACUUGAAAUAUAGAUCCAAAUCUGCUCUAGUGAAGGAGAUGGUCAUUCUCCGCUCCCCAAGCCCGAGCCCUUCCGUUGAUGGCCUGGGCCAGGAGGAAGUGCAGAGACUGGCGCGCGAGCGGUUGAGCCAGUUAAAGGCCGAGAAACAUGAGCGGACACCAACUAUCAAGCGGGAGUUUGGCGCGGUUUACGAUCUCACGGGGGAGGGUGGACCACAGCGCCCGCUGAAGAUAUUGAAGCGCGACGGCAAGGAGACGAUCGACUUGACAGAGGACUGACGGCUGAAAAUCUUG